Molecule: messenger RNA, 1302 nt
Organism: Vidua chalybeata
Lineage: Eukaryota; Metazoa; Chordata; Aves; Passeriformes; Viduidae
Gene: ZMYND19
Product: zinc finger MYND-type containing 19
Exons: 6
Coding region: 66-749 (227 amino acids)
Source: RefSeq, a predicted model, not a curated record
UGUGCGCGAGGCGGCGGCGCGUGGCAGCGGCGCGGGGCGAGCGGCGGCCCCGGCCCGGCCCCGCCAUGACCGACUUCAAGCUGGGCAUCGUCCGGCUCGGCCGGGUGGCCGGCAAGACCAAGUACACGCUGAUCGACGAGCAGGACAUCCCGCUGGUGGAGAGCUACUCCUUCGAGGCUCGGAUGGAGGUGGAUGCUGAUGGAAACGGUGCUAAAAUCUUCGCUUACGCCUUCGACAAGAACCGGGGCCGGGGCUCAGGCCGCCUCCUGCACGAGCUGCUCUGGGAGAGGCACCGAGGAGGGAUUGCUCCUGGCUUUCAGGUGGUGCAUCUGAACUCGGUGACCGUGGACAACCGCCUGGACAAUCUGCGCCUCGUCCCCUGGGGCUGGAAGCCCAAGGCUGAAGACAUCUCUAGCAAACAAAGGGAACAAAGUCUGUACUGGCUGGCAAUCCAACAGCUUCCUACAGACCCCAUAGAAGAGCAGUUUCCUGUCCUGAAUGUAACCAGAUAUUACAAUGCUAAUGGGGAUGUUGUGGAGGAGGAAGAGAACUCCUGCACUUACUAUGAAUGUCACUACCCUCCCUGCACAAUGAUUGAAAAACAGUUACGUGAAUUCAACAUCUGUGGCCGCUGCCAGGUGGCGCGGUACUGCGGCUCGCAGUGCCAGCAGAAGGACUGGCCUGCCCACAAGAAACACUGUCGGGAGAAGAAAAGGACCUUCCAGCAGGAGCUCGGGCCAGAGCGGUGACCGGGUGGCAGAGGCCUCUCAGCAGCAGGAUUCCUUCCCAAAGGCAUUGGACUCUUGCUUUUGCACAGUAUGACAGACUGCUUAUCAAAGCCAGAGGCACUGAAGAAAAACCCUGUGAUGCUUGAGCAGAAUGGCUGACUGGACUAAGCCAGCUCUGACUGGUGCUGUGGAAAGGGAUCGGGUCUGCCCUUCCAGUAUUAUAUUCUCAAGCAAAAAGACUACUGUGGAGCUCCAGGCAGGAAGCUUCUCAUUAUUUAUAUGUUAAUACGUUUGUAAACUCAUGUACAGUUUUUGUUAGGAAUUCUUGAUAGCACUCAUUAACUGUAAUGUUCAGAUGAGAACAUGUUGUUGGCCUAAAAGUUUAAAAAAAAAAAAAGAAAAAAAGUCAUGUAGCAAAAGCUUUUCCUCCCAUGUGGCAGAAGUGUCUGUGGCAGUGCCAAGGCCAUGGGGCAGGCUCUGGCAUCAGCACUUCAUCUGGAGAACUCUGCAUGGAAGCUCUAUUUAAAAAAAAUGCAAACAAAAAAAGAGCAAACAAAGUAAAGGUUGGAAUGAA